Centruroides sculpturatus (bark scorpion) is the source of this 1260-nucleotide messenger RNA. Its product is annotated as proteasome inhibitor PI31 subunit-like. Bases 402 to 1154 code for a protein of 250 amino acids. Gene Ontology annotation, molecular function: proteasome binding; endopeptidase inhibitor activity. The transcript has a single exon. The record is from RefSeq and is a predicted model, not a curated record. NCBI's taxonomy places the organism in Eukaryota, Metazoa, Arthropoda, Arachnida, Scorpiones, Buthidae. Gene Ontology annotation, biological process: proteasome-mediated ubiquitin-dependent protein catabolic process.
GGGAUGUCUCCUGUGAGGAUUUUCUGUAGGAAAAUGGACCUUAUUUAUGUGUUACAAACGCUAAGAAAACACGGUAAACUCUAGUGGACCAGCCUGUUGACGAGGCGUGAACUCACAACAAGUGUUCAGCGAUUUUAUUCAUUCGGCCAUUGGUUGGCAGUUGAAGAUUUGUAUCUGAUAAAUUCAGUCAGAAGUAUUUAAGUAUUAAUACAUCAUUCAAUCAGUAGAGAAGUUAAGUUUCCAACUACAUUUUCCAAUCACAACUUAUUAAUUUUUAUAUAAAUUUUUGGGAUUUUAAAUUUACUUUCACAAAUUUCAUAAAUAUACAAAAACAUUUUGAAACAAUACGAUAAAACAAUAAGAGCAGAUGAUUAUUGUCACAAUAACAGUCUUUUAACAAAAUGGCUAAAGUGGAGGCAUACAAGAUUAAAUCCUUCGAGCCGUUUUUUGAGGAAAUGAAAGGUCAACUUCAAAGUCCUAAAGAUGCUCUAGUACUCCUUAUGCAUCAUGUCGCCAUUUCUAAAGGUAUACAAUGUAUAGGAUUGGGAGAAGAUUGGCCUCCGGAUUAUAGGAAUAUACGAUCUAAGACUCUACCUGAUAAUUGGAAUGCAGAUCAAAAGCUGUACAAGAUAAUGUACGCAGAUGAUAAAUAUCGUUACUUACUAACAAUACAACUGAGAGAAAACAAGUUUAUCUUCGUUUAUUGGUUUAAUGUUCAACCCGAAAUUCUCUCCGUCACACUCAUCGAGAUAAGUGAUUACGUUAAAGAACUGACCGGAAAUUUCGAGACAACUUUUGAAAAUCUUCAGGUAGCCGCAACUUUAUUUGAGGACAUGAUAAUCGGUUCUAAACAACCAUCAAAAGGGACAACUCCACAACCCGAAGCAUCGCAGCCACAGGCGGUAGCAGAACUGCAACCAGAAGCCCAGGCUUUGCAGCCAGAAGCAAAACCUGGUCCUUCACAGCCGAAAGAAGUAACUCCACGACAAAAAGCUACGGCUCCUCGAUCAAAAACGACUGUUCCAGCACCUCAAGCACCUCAAGCUCAAGCUCAAGCAUCUGCUUCUGGGGUUGCACCUACUCAGGAAACUGGUGCUGUACCUAAAAAAAUCUUGAAAAGACCUCCCACGAAGAGCAAGAAAGUUAGUCAUUAGCUUAUAAAGAAGGAAUUGAUCUUGGCUACCAAAAUAAAAUUUAACAUCGUUAUUUUUCUACUUAUUCGCUAAAUUCAACGUUAAAUUUAAUAAAGGUUCUAAACUA